AUGAUGAUGGCUAUGAACGGCAAAGCGCACUUCAGCAGCGCGCUGGACAGCAUGCGGCGCGUGUGCCUCAACAGCCCGCAGGUACGUGCCAAUAUAUUCGCGGGUUUCGAUGAGAGCAUGCUGGCGGCCGCCGACCUCGCCUCGUCGUGCCACGCGGCUUUCAAGCCGGACGCGAGUCACCACGCCGCCGCCGCUGCCAUGGCGACGCACGCGCACACGCACGCGCACGGGGUCGGGGGCCUCGGGCCUCCGCCUCCUCAUCCACCGUCGUCGCUCGAAGCGGAGCUGCUGGAGCACCUGUCGUCAAGCCUGGUGGACGUGCACGCGCCCCUGCACGCUCACCACCACCACCACCUGCACGCACAGCUGCCCGCGCCUCCCACGCCCUUAGCGCCUCCUCCUCCGCCGACAGCCGCCGUGCACGUGGAGUCGGACCCUCGCGAGCUCGAGGCGUUCGCCGAGCGCUUCAAGCAGCGGCGCGUGAAGCUGGGCGUGACGCAGGCGGACGUGGGCGCGGCGCUGGCCAGCCUCAACAUGCCGGGCGUGGGCGCGCUCAGCCAGAGCACCAUCUGCCGCUUCGAGUCGCUCACGCUGUCGCACAACAACAUGAUCGCGUUGCGGCCCGUGCUGCAGGCCUGGCUCGACGAGGCCGAGGCCGAGCGCCGGCGCGCGAACGGCGCCAAUGGGAGCGCGCCUCUGGGCGGCCUCGGGAGCGAGCGCAAGCGCAAGCGCACCUCCAUCGCGGCGCCCGAGAAGCGCUCGCUCGAGGCUUACUUCGCCAUCCAGCCGCGACCUUCCUCCGAAAAGAUCGCCGCCAUCGCCGAGAAGCUCGAGCUCAAGAAGAACGUGGUGCGCGUGUGGUUCUGCAACCAGAGGCAGAAGCAGAAGAGGAUGAAGUACUCAGCGGCGCACUGA
Colossoma macropomum (tambaqui) is the source of this 915-nucleotide messenger RNA. RefSeq names its product POU domain, class 4, transcription factor 3-like. The transcript is spliced from 2 exons. The record is from RefSeq and is a predicted model, not a curated record. Lineage: Eukaryota; Metazoa; Chordata; Actinopteri; Characiformes; Serrasalmidae. The coding region runs from base 1 to 915 and encodes 304 amino acids. Gene Ontology annotation, biological process: regulation of transcription by RNA polymerase II. Gene Ontology annotation, molecular function: DNA-binding transcription factor activity, RNA polymerase II-specific; RNA polymerase II cis-regulatory region sequence-specific DNA binding.